Molecule: messenger RNA, 438 nt
Organism: Schistocerca cancellata (South American locust)
Lineage: Eukaryota; Metazoa; Arthropoda; Insecta; Orthoptera; Acrididae
Exons: 2
Coding region: 1-438 (145 amino acids)
Source: RefSeq, a predicted model, not a curated record
AUGCGGAGCAGGAGGAGGCGCCGGAAACCGGAUGCAGACAAGGAGGAGGAGGAGGAGGAGGAGGAGGAGGAUGAGGAGGAGAGGGUUGCGCGGUGGCACCGGGAAGGAAGACCGGACGCUAAACAAGGAGAAAAACGGACGCUAAACAAGGAGGAAAAAUGCGGCCGACAUGCGGCGCUACGCUGCGCCGCGGACCAGGGAUCAAUACGGCGUCGCGGGCCAGGAGGGACCAGGAGAGGCGAGCCGAGGCGAGGAGCCAAGCCUGGGGGCCGCGAUCGACGCCCCCGCCGGUCGCCGCCGGCCGCGGGCGCCGUGUCGGUGCGCGUGCCUGGGUCCGUGCGGGCGGCGGACGCCUGCGGGGGUCGGGGCGCGGGCGUCCGCGGCUCAUUAACGCGCGAGAGGGAAGCUCGCAUCCGCGCCGAGCCGGGCCGAGCUUAA